Messenger RNA from Chlorella variabilis, 3210 nucleotides. RefSeq lists its product as hypothetical. Gene Ontology annotation, biological process: nuclear-transcribed mRNA catabolic process. Gene Ontology annotation, cellular component: nucleus. The record is from RefSeq and is a predicted model, not a curated record. NCBI's taxonomy places the organism in Eukaryota, Viridiplantae, Chlorophyta, Trebouxiophyceae, Chlorellales, Chlorellaceae. Gene Ontology annotation, molecular function: RNA binding; 5'-3' RNA exonuclease activity. Bases 1 to 3210 code for a protein of 1069 amino acids. The transcript is spliced from 11 exons.
AUGCCAGCCGAUUUUAGGGCCGACCACCUGCACAUCGACCUGUCUUCGACUCUGCACCAAGUCAUCCGCCGAGCUCGCACCAAGCAGUACUUCCACCUCCUGCUGCACCGCCGCCUGGAUGAAAUUCUGGCGACGACUCGGCCAACGCAGCGUGUGGUGCUGGCAUUAGACGGUCCAGCGCCACUGGCAAAGCUGCUGGAGCAAAGGCGGCGGCGGCGCCGGGAGUCUGAGAAGGUACAGCGCAAUGCAGCGGCGGCGGCCGAGGCGGCCGAGGCGGUGGCGGCUGCGGGCGAGGCUGCCGAGGGCGGCGCUGGUGGCGGUUUGCGGGGCGCGGCAGGCCCUGCGCCCUCCUCCCCCCCCUCCAAAGUUGUGUCCACGGUGGAGGCUCUGGCGCUGGCCCAGUUCCGGCCACCCAACCCCGAGCUUUCCACCCUGGCCCUCACCACCGGCAGCAUCCUGAUGCUAGAGGUCCACUCCUCGCUCUCCGCCUACAUCUGCAAGAAGCUGGCAGACCCGGCCACCGCGCACCUCAGCUUUGAGCUGUCAGAUUCCACGGUGAAGGGCGAGGGGGAGCUCAAGAUUCUGUCCCGCCUGCUGCACCCCGGCCACGCCGGCGAGGAGGGACCCGGCGCCUGCGGUGGUGGUGACCAGCAGCAGCGGGACGAGACGCAUCUGGUGCUGGGCGCCGACUCGGACCUGAUUCUGAUGGCGCUGGUGGCGGGGCAGAAGGGAGUCUACAUCCUGCCCGACCUCCCAGAUGACGGCCAGCACCGCCACCGCCGGCAUCACCACCCGCGCAGCCGCGACGGCAGCCGCUGGCAGCCCGCGCCCGGGUUCAAGCGUGCUGCAGGCGCCGCCGCGCUUGCUGGCUCUUCCUUGGACAGCGUGGGCGGCAGCGUAGACACAUCUAGCUCCGAGACGGAGACCGAUUCGGACCUGAGCGGGCCAGAGUCGGAAGGGGAGGAGGAGGGCGCGAGCGCCGCCGAGGAGGCGGCCGCUGCGCUGGCUGCAGCCGCCGCCGCGGAGCCGCCGCCGCCGCCGCCGGCGCUGGUGUUCAGCCGCGACGCCGCGGAGCGGCUGUGGCGGGAGCAGCACCUGGGGGGCGGCGGGCAGGGGCGGGAGGUGACGGGCCUGGCGCUCGACCUGAUGCUGCUGGCGGUGAUGUGCAGCGGCGACGACUACCUGCCCGCCAUCCAGGGCAUGCAGCUGAGCAACAAGCACCGGCCUGGUGUGUGGGACCUGUACACCAGCAUGCGGCAGGAGCCGCAGUGGCAGGGCCAGACGCUGGUGCAGCGCAGCUGCGAGUGCCGCGGCGGCCGCGGGCGCGGCGCCCGCGACUGCCCCACCGUGCGCCUCAACGCCGGCAUGGUGUGCGCGCUGCUGGCAGAGUACCACCGCCAGCGCUUUGUGUUCAUGGAAGGCCCUGGGGCGGCGGCAGGGGCGCCCGGCAGCGCCAGCUUGGCAGGCGGCGACCCGGCGCUCGCCAGCGGCGGCAGCAGCAUGCUGGGCGGCGGCGGCGCUGCGGGCCUGGCUGGCGGCGGCGGCGGGGCUGUCGGUGCCACUGCUGUCGUGUGGGACGAGGAGGGGCUGGCGGCGGCGGCGGCCCUGGCCACCAGCAGCGCCGCGGGCGACGAGGCGCUGGGCGGCGGCGGCGGCGGCCGGCGGCGCCCCAACAUCACGCUUCGGGGCAUGGAGGCGCAUCCCGAGGCUUACGUGCAGGGCCUGGAGUGGGUGCUGGGCAUGUACUGCAGCGGGGCGAUACGCGACUACCGCUUUGCAUACGACCUAGCAGCCCCCUCCCUGCUGCAAGUGGUGCAGCUGCUGCAGGCGCAGCAGGAGGGGCAGCAGCAGGAGCAGGAGCAGCAGCAGCGGCAAGAGCAGGGCGGCAGCGGAGCCGGCGCCGGCGCCGGCCGCGAGGCGGCCGCAGGCGAGGGGCAGCAGGGGCAGCAGGGCAAGGUCUCUGCCGCUGCGGCGGCCAAGCUGGGGCGGCGCAAGAUGCAGCCGCUGCUGCCGGCGGCGUGCGCCAUGGCGCUGCUGCCCCGCGGGGGGCGCAUCCACGCAGCCACCGCCCUGCGCCACCUCAUGGACGAGGGGUCUGAGCUGGAGGAAAUCUACGCCACCUGCGACACAUGCGGCCAGCUGGGGCAGCAGCUGGGCAGCAUGGCUCGGGAGGUGGAUGGUGUGCGUGGAGAGCUGGCGGCGGCGCAGCUGGACCUCGCGGCGGCGCAGGCCGAGGCGGGCGCGGGGCGCGCGGGCGCGGCGGCCGCGGCGGCGGCCCUGCAGGCGCAGGUGGAGCGGCUGGAAGCUGAGAUGGCGCGCCUCAAGCUCCUGCACUCCAACCUCUCCCGCACCCAGCAGGAGCACUUGAGCGAGUUCCACCCCUACAAGCCCUUCCCCACCGACCAGCUGGAGGCGGCGGUGGCGGCGGUACCGCUGGCCGACUAUCCGAUGCGAGAGCGCAAGCUGGCCAAGUUUGGGCGCGAGUUUGUGUACAGCCGCAGGAUGGGCGGCGAGGCGGAGGCGGAGGAGGAGGGCAGCUUUGCGGCGGAGAUGGGCGUGGGCGGCGGCACAUGGCGGCGGCGCCAGCAGGGCGGGCGGCGCCGCGAGGUGGCGGCGGCCGCCGCCUCGCCCGCCAGCAGCGACAGCUUGGGCAGCGGCGCCAGCCUGGAUGGCAACGAUGCGGAGAGCGAGGAGGAGGGGGAGGGUGCUGGCAGCGCGGUGCUGCUGGCCAAGCCGGUGCGCCUGCGGGGGCCGCAGCCGCGGCCGCUGCGCGAGCCGCGGGCGCCCUGGGCGCUGCAGCAGCCGCUGCAGCCCUGGCUGGAGGAGUGCAUGACGUUUGCGGCUGCAUACCCGCGGGUGGCAGACCCGUUCCUCAUCCGGCGCAGCAGCUGGGGCGUGCAGCGCGACGUGCUGCCGCUGCGCCCCUACAUGCAGCCCCCACGCAUGCAGCGCAACCCGGAUGGCAGCUCCAGCAAGCCAUCGGCGGUGCUCAAUCCCUGCCAGCUGCUGCGCUGGGCUCCCCGCCGCAGCGGCACCACCGGCGGCGGCGUCACACGGCGGCAGGCCAAGCACCACGUGUUGCUGCAGGACCAGCGGGCGCCGGUGCACACGCUGGUGGCGCCAGCCGGCGGCAGGGCUCCUGCGCGGGCGCUGCUGCAGGGCUGCACCCGCCUCCUGCACAGGCUGCCGCGCGUGCUGCGCGUGUUGUAG